UCCAGACAAUCGUGAUGAACGACUGCAUCAUCCGCGGGGACCUGGCGAACGUGCGGGUUGGCCGGCACUGCGUGGUGAAAAGCCGCAGUGUCAUCAGACCACCCUUCAAGAAGUUCAGCAAAGGGGUGGCCUUUUUCCCUCUCCACAUCGGCGAUCACGUCUUCAUAGAAGAGGACUGCGUGGUCAACGCCGCCCAGAUCGGCUCCUAUGUCCACAUAGGCAAGAACUGCGUCAUUGGUCGUAGAUGCGUUUUGAAGGACUGCUGCAAAAUCUUGGACAACACAGUACUACCUCCUGAAACAGUAGUCCCGCCUUUCACAGUCUUCUCGGGCUGCCCAGGACUCUUCUCUGGGGAACUCCCAGAAUGUACCCAGGAGCUCAUGAUCGACGUCACAAAGAGCUAUUACCAGAAGUUCUUGCCGCUCACUCAGGUGGCCUCUGCCAGGGUCUAAAACCAAGCCGCCACUGAAGAUCUCAAACACCCAGCACUGUUAACAUCCCUUAGAUUUGGCCACUUUUUCCUCCUGCCCUCCGAAGCACCCCUUGACCUGGGCUCACCUCUACGCCUCCGCCAGCUCUGGAAGGACGGAGC
Messenger RNA from Leptosomus discolor (cuckoo roller), 592 nucleotides. The record is from RefSeq and is a predicted model, not a curated record. NCBI's taxonomy places the organism in Eukaryota, Metazoa, Chordata, Aves, Leptosomiformes, Leptosomidae.